This is a messenger RNA of Scheffersomyces stipitis CBS 6054, 858 nucleotides long. RefSeq lists its product as uncharacterized. The transcript has a single exon. The annotation marks the transcript as partial. The record is from RefSeq and is a predicted model, not a curated record. Lineage: Eukaryota; Fungi; Ascomycota; Pichiomycetes; Serinales; Debaryomycetaceae. Gene Ontology annotation, biological process: proteasome assembly.
AUCAAACCAGUUAACGAAUACCGAGCUCCACGUCACCAGCUUGAUGAUGACGAGGAGUCUGUUGAAUCGAAACCUUCACCAAUCCCCACUGUUGCUGUAGUCAUAGAUGAUUCUGUCGCAGUGGACUAUGUUCUCAUUUCUCCUUCCACCAUCGGAAUUAUCUCAGCCAACUUUCCACGGACCAGAGCCGUGGGGAAAGUAUCCAUAACUUAUCCAGAAUUAUAUGCUGCUGCUACUGAAAACUCCGAAGCUGAACCUUCUAAAACAGAAGACGCAUCCAAGGAUUACUACGACGAAGAUGAACAAUUAUAUUCUGCCAUUGAGCACAAAGUCAUCCAGUCCAAGUAUGCGCAAACAGAAAUACCACUUUAUUACAGCGAAACGAAUAAGCUGCUUUCUGUCACCUUUCCGCACUUUGCCAACGUUAUAACCUACUCGUUGAUAGCUAGAGCACUAGUUUCUAAACUCAAUCCGUCCAAGACCUGGAUCACAUUGGCUCCUUGUAGCCUCAAUAAUAACCAGACUUUGAGCAAGUUGGUCAUUAAUGAGAAAGUAGUCAAGUCGGAAUACUACAAUGCCAUUCCAGACUUGAAGCCUCCGCACUUUGUAACGGGCAUUGUAGCAUCUGUGAUCUCACAAUUGAACUUGUCUCCAGAGUCGAGAUUAUUGGCAUUGGUGUUGAACUCAGAAGGUCAAUCGGGCUUCGAAAAAUCUGACAACGACGCCAUAGUAGAUGCGGCAGUUGUAGUGGCCGAUGUUUUGCACUUUGACGAAAGAGUCAAGGAAGAAUACUUGAAAAAGGUGAGUUUGUCAGUCAGAAAGUUCAACGGCUUCUCCAACUCUGGGAUGUAUAUAUAA